This is a messenger RNA of Echinops telfairi (small Madagascar hedgehog), 2566 nucleotides long. It is a transcript of the gene DNAJB6, whose product is annotated as DnaJ heat shock protein family (Hsp40) member B6. Gene Ontology annotation, cellular component: cytosol; endoplasmic reticulum membrane. The record is from RefSeq and is a predicted model, not a curated record. Gene Ontology annotation, biological process: protein refolding; positive regulation of proteasomal ubiquitin-dependent protein catabolic process. Bases 21 to 998 code for a protein of 325 amino acids. The transcript has 9 exons. Lineage: Eukaryota; Metazoa; Chordata; Mammalia; Afrosoricida; Tenrecidae. Gene Ontology annotation, molecular function: ATPase activator activity; Hsp70 protein binding.
UUCCAACAAUCUGUUAAAACAUGGUGGAUUACUAUGAAGUUCUAGGUGUGCAGAGACAUGCUUCACCCGAGGAUAUUAAAAAAGCAUAUCGUAAGUUGGCACUGAAGUGGCAUCCUGAUAAAAAUCCUGAGAAUAAGGAGGAAGCAGAGAGGAAAUUCAAACAAGUAGCUGAGGCAUAUGAGGUGUUAUCAGAUGCUAAAAAACGGGAUAUCUAUGACAAAUAUGGCAAAGAAGGAUUAAACGGUGGAGGUGGAGGUGGAAGUCAUUUUGACAGUCCAUUUGAGUUUGGUUUCACAUUCCGUAAUCCAGAUGAUGUCUUCAGGGAAUUUUUUGGUGGAAGGGACCCAUUUGACUUUUUUGAAGACCCAUUUGAGAAUUUUUUUGGCAAUCGCAGAGGCCCUCGCGCAAGCCGAACCCGAGGCACAGGAUCCUUUUUCUCUGCCUUCAGUGGGUUUCCAUCUUUUGGAGGUGGAUUUCCUGCUUUUGAUACAGGAUUUACAUCAUCAUUUGGUUCAUUGGGUCAUGGUGGCCUUACUUCAUUCUCUUCUACAUCAUUUGGUGGUAGUGGCAUGGGCAACUUCAAAUCUAUAUCAACUUCUACUAAAAUAAUUAAUGGCAGAAAAAUCACAACAAAGAGAAUUGUUGAGAAUGGUCAAGAAACAGUAGAAGUUGAAGAAGAUGGCCAGUUAAAGUCCUUAACUAUAAAUGGUGUGGCUGAUGAAGAUGCCUUUGCAGAAGAAUGCAGGCGAAGAGGCCAGAAUGCCCUGCCCUCCCAGCCAGCCAAUGUCCGCUCCCUGAAGUCCCACAGACCUGCCGGCUUACCCAAGCAUGGAUCUCACUAUAUUUGUGAGGAUGAUGAUGAGCAAGAUAGACCUCAGGUCACCAGCAGCUGGGAGCCCUCCGUUUUUUCAACAGGAUUUAAAGAAGGUGGCAAGAGGAAGAAGCAGAAGCAGAGAGACGAGCAGAAGAAGAAGAAGUCGACCAAAGGGAAUCACUAGCCUGGACUAACCAGACACGCACACUGUUCACCAGGGCUCACGCAUGCCACAGUGGAGCAUAGGCCUGUGUUGUGUGUGUUCUGGUUUUACACACUUGCUAGGUAGAUGACAUCUUGUUGGACGCUCUACCAAGAUGACACCUGUUUGUGACAGGGCUAUGGACAUUUGGUCACUGUGUAGUCAGAUUAGGGAGGCCAGAGGUGAGGUGAUGCUAAUGGUUAGCAAUGAUAACCAUUUUGGAACAUACAUUAGACUUUCUUCCUUUGCUUUUCCCCAGCACCAAACCCAUUAGUGUGGGUUAAGAAUCUAAUUCAUUUUGGCCAAGUGUCUUAGUAUUUCUUUCGCUAUUCAACCACUACCAAAAUAUUGUUAGUUUUAGAUAAACAAUAAAGCUGAUACUAAAUAUGUAACUAGGAGAUGAUUUUUAACACACACCACUACCACCACCCCAAAUGCCAAUAAAGAUUUGAAAUUAGAAUACCACGAUGUAUAGGAUGCAUUAAAGGUACUAUGCGUUGCACAUUGAAUCAUGAAUGUCGGGGUACCUUUUCUUAGGCUAGCCAGAACAUGCUGAAUUCUUCAAAGCAACCUGGAUGUAUACAUGGUAGGCCUGCAGUGAAUCACUUCUGAUGUAGAACCAUUCCUUAUAUUUAUUUAAUUUUCAUCCUAUCCAAAUAGUCCAAAAUCUCUUUCAUAUAUUUUGAAAUUUUGCUAAAUCCUAUCUUUUUUUUUUAGGCUCACAAUUGUUCUUUCUAGCAUGUCCACAGGGUUCUGCAAAUGUUUGCUCUUCAGUACCAUCUCUUGCUCAUGUAACUUAGGGUCAUGAUGGGGGGAAAUGCGUGCUACAUUAAACUUGCAUGAGUACAUGUAUACAUGUGCAAUCACAUGCACCUAAUUAGAUACUUAGCAAUUAAUUAGGUUGGGCUAAAUAUUUCAGCUUGCAAACAUUGGACCCUUUUGUGGAGCGGGGGGUGUGUGUGUGUGUGUAAUUUCGUUUUAGCAAGAUUUUCCCUGGCUUCCUGUACUUUUUCAUUUGCAUGAUAAUGCUGCGUAACCUCUUAUUUUGAAGUACUGAAUAGAAUUCUGUAUUUCCUUAACUUUCAUGCAUGUUGCUCUUCAGUAGCUUUUUCUCUCCUUUAUAACAUAGCUAUGUUGUCCAUAUUGCUUUUGUUGUUGUCAUAGAAAUGAGAACAUUGCUAAAAGUUUGGGUGGGAUUUUAAAAUGCCAGUGAUUUUAAUGUAACAAUGUUGAAAUCCAGGAAUAUUUGGUACCACGUUGCAGUGCCAUGGGCUUGGAGGCCAGAAUCCAGUGGAUCUUUAUGAUUUUAAAUAACUGUUACAGGAAAGUGUUUUGUUUGUUGAGUUUGGUGGGGAAUUAGAGCAGACUGUUGGGGAAGAGUGUACUUGGUAUUUCAUGCUUACUGUGGAAAAUGUAACCUUAAAAGGAUAAAGUAUUUUAAGUGCUACCUAAAUAAAACUGUAAGCUUGACUUAGUUCACUUGCCAUCAUUUGUAAGUAUCCGUAAGUUGCAUUGUAUUUAUAAUUAGAAAUAAAAGCAGUUCUCCAUCA